GUGAGCACCGUGAAUCGUCAUUGACCUCCCUCAGUAGGUUUUUACUUAAACUGGGAAGGGGAGCCCGUGGCACAGUAUUGCGAUCAGUAUCGAUUAGGUUCGUCGUCAUGGCUGCGGAUAACGAUGAGGUAUGUGAGCGUCUUAUUGAAUGUUUUAGGCUGAAGCUACAGCGGUAUAUUAUGGUAGAGCAGGUUCUGGAUCAUAUACAUUUUAUCGAACCCGAAGUAAGAGAACAGAUCAAACAAAAGGCAACGACCGAGGGUGACCGUUCGGCCGUGGAUAUCCUCAUUGGCGCAGUCCUUAAGAAGCCACACAGCCCUGGUUGGUUCACGGCGUUUGUUGACGCGUUGUUACACUCUGGUUGUGAACAUGCAGCUGACUACUUACAGCAGAAUCUCCCCAAACCUGAAGUGGAGGCAGACAACGAUUGCUGUGUCCGGCUUAUUGAAAUACUGUAUCCCAGUCUUGUGGACAUGAAAACUGACGAGGUGUAUCCACACUGUCUCGCUAAAACCCUGCUUACCCACAAUGACGCUGAGAUUAUUAGAGCAGAAAUACAAAACAGGGGACCCAAAGCUGGAGCCCGUGAACUUCUGAAAAGAAUCGUGAAAGGUCGCCCGGGAUGGAUUUCUGAAUUUCUCGAUAUUCUGCAAACAACUGGACACCAGGAGCUGUACCAGCUGAUUCGCGGGCCACCUGACUGUGACAAACAAGAUGAGAAACUGCCUUCAUUGAAAGGUGAGCCCACAGGAAAUGACAUCACCAUGGAGGAGGAUCCAGCUGCGGCUAAAAGCCAUAAUAGCCCAGAGUCUAUGGACAUCGGCAACACCGAGGAUCCUCAGGAUGAAGCCGCAGACCUGUAUGAGGGAGUGAGCACUGAAUCCAAACAACUGUCAAACAGCUUGGAGCCCUCAAAUCCAGAUGGAACUAACCCAGCAGCAGCCGGAAGCCCAGAAAAUGACGAUUUUGAUCUUCGAGAUUAUCAGAUGGAAGUCGCAAGACCUGCCUUGGAAGGGAAAAACAUCAUCAUAUGCCUCCCGACAGGAAGUGGCAAAACCAGAAUUGCAGUUUAUAUUACCAAAAAGCAUCUGGACUGCAGGAGGACAGAGGGGCAAUCAGGGAAAGUAAUUGUCCUGGUGAACAAGGUUCCUCUUGUUGAGCAGCAUUAUUCCACAGAGUUCUCGCCACUGAAGCCCACAUAUAGGGUGGAGAGAGUCAGCGGGGACAGCCAGCUAAAAAUCUCUUUCACAGAGAUUGUGAAGAACAAUGACGUCAUCAUUUGCACGGCCCAGAUUCUGGAAAACUUCUUGGAGAGGGCUAACAAAGGAGAGGACGAAGGGGUGCAGUUAAGUGAUCUGACAUUGAUCAUAAUAGAUGAGUGUCACCACACUCAGAAGGGAGGAGUCUACAACCACAUAAUGAUGCGUUAUCUGAAGCAGAAGCACAAAAACAGAAGGCUGAAGAAGGAGCAGAAGGAGCCUGUGCCCAUUCCUCAGAUACUGGGACUGACUGCCUCACCGGGGGUCGGAGGAGCCACAGAAAUAAAGAAAGCAGAGGAGCACAUUCUGCGAAUUUGUGCAAACUUAGAUGCUUCCCGGAUCAUGACAAGGAGCCUUGGGGAAUACAAAAAGGAACAACGUAAAAUAACUUUAACUAUUGAAGACAGAAAAGAGGAUCCCUUUGGUGAUGUAAUUAAGAAAAUUAUGAAGGACAUUCAUGCUCAUGCCCAGUUGAGCCCCACCUAUGACCUUGGCUCUCAGAAUUAUGAACAGUGGGUUGUUCAAACAGAGCGAAAAGCUGCAAAAGAGGAAGAUCAGAAAGUACGGGUUUGCGCAGAGCACCUUCGACAAUACAACGAGGGCCUGUAUCUCAGCAACACCAUUCGCAUGUGUGAUGCCCUCAGUUUUCUGAACAAGUACUACGAGGAGGAGAUAAAGAGGAAAACAAACCCAGAUGAGGAGCACAAAAUACAGAUGACAGAAACUGAGCGAUUCCUCUUUACUCUAUUUAGAGACAGCAAGGAAAAACUUAAGGAACUUGCAGAUAAUCCAAAUUUUGAAAAUGAUAGCCUGUCAAAACUACGAAGUCAAGUUCUGAAAGAGUUCAGCAGCAGGGAGGAGGCCAGAGGAAUCAUUUUCACCAAAACACGUCGUAGUGCUAUUGCACUAAGCCAGUGGAUUCAAGAAAACCCCAAGUUUGCUGACAUUGGAGUGAAAGCCUCACAUUUCAUUGGAGGAGGUGACCAGAGUGUUGUUAAACCAAUGACCGCUGCAGAACAAAGGGACGUGUUGAACAAAUUCCGCAAAGGAGACUUCAACUUGCUGAUUGCUACAACAGUGGCAGAGGAAGGUUUGGACAUACAGGCCUGCAAUGUUAUUAUCCGAUAUGGCCUUGUCACCAAUGAGAUUGCUAUGAUUCAGGCCAAAGGCAGAGGGAGAGCUGAGGACAGCAGUUACGCUGUGGUUGAUGUGAAGAACUCUGGGGUGGCUGAAAAGGAGUGUGUCAAUGAGUACCGCAUAGACAUGAUGAACAAAGCCAUUGACAAAAUCAGAGCCUUAAAACAAGAGGACUAUGACAAACGGAUCAUAGAGUUUCAGAUACAGGCUAUAAUGGAGGAAAAGGUGAGAAUGGUAAAGAAGAAGCAGAAGGUCAUGAAGAAUGAGAACCCAUCUCAAGUGAAGUUUAGCUGCCGAGGCUGCAACGAGCCCGUCUGCACUGGUGAAGACAUCCAGGUCAUCGAGAACGUACACAGAGUCAAUGUUACCCCACAGUUUAGCAAACGUUUCAUACGGAGAGAAAACACCACUCUUCAAGGGCGACUUCUGGAUUAUGAGACCAAUGCCUUCAUAGCAUGCAAGGACUGUGGACAGAGUUGGGGUACGAUGAUGUUGUACCGUGGGAUCGAGUGCCCCUGCCUCCAUGUGAAAAACUUUGUGGUGACAGUCAAAGAAAAGACACUGAGUAAAUGCACCAAGUGGGUUGAGCUUGCUGUCAAGUUUCCUGCCUUCGACUACGCUGAACAUGCGAGCCUGAUGGUCGAGAGCUCAGAUGAUGAGACAGAAUGAAGUGUAUUAUGCAGACUCAUCAAUCAAGAAAACAUAAAUUUCUGCUAUAUUCUUUCUUUCUAACAUUGUGGCUUGUACAGCAUGACUUCAGUGCUACUACUAUGUCAUUACAACCGGAGUCGCUAAUGGUAGUGGAUUUAGUAUGUGUUGCAAACAGGGUUGUCCGGAGCAACAAUUUUACAAUUGUAUUGGUAAAUGCAUAAAUCUCUGUAUGUCAAAAUAUGACGUUGCACUAGGAUUGUGAGUAUAUGUUGAAUUUGCUGCUGAAAUUCUUUUAUGAUUAUAAAAUAUACACUCUAGCCUUCAAGCUCAUCUACAAGUGUCCAUCACUACUAGAAAAUAAAGAAAAUGAUUAAUGAAAGAUAGGCCCUCUCAAACCCUUGAGAUCUUAUGGGAUGGGAGCCACUGAGCCUGUGAUCGCCCCUCAGAGCCUACCUGUCAACACACAUGCAGACAAACAGGUGCUGAGGACGUUUCAGGAUAAUAAAGUAUAAAAACUGAUGCAC
Messenger RNA from Monopterus albus (swamp eel), 3571 nucleotides. RefSeq names its product interferon induced with helicase C domain 1 (gene ifih1). Bases 108 to 3065 code for a protein of 985 amino acids. Gene Ontology annotation, biological process: antiviral innate immune response; MDA-5 signaling pathway. Lineage: Eukaryota; Metazoa; Chordata; Actinopteri; Synbranchiformes; Synbranchidae. The record is from RefSeq and is a predicted model, not a curated record. Gene Ontology annotation, molecular function: ATP binding; single-stranded RNA binding; zinc ion binding. Gene Ontology annotation, cellular component: cytoplasm. The transcript is spliced from 16 exons.